This is a messenger RNA of Paramecium tetraurelia, 753 nucleotides long. RefSeq lists its product as uncharacterized. The record is from RefSeq and is a predicted model, not a curated record. The transcript has a single exon. NCBI's taxonomy places the organism in Eukaryota, Ciliophora, Oligohymenophorea, Peniculida, Parameciidae.
AUGAAAUUGCAUUCGGAAACCUUAUUCUAAUACUUUCAAAUUGAUCAUAGUGAUUUAGCAAGCAGAAUAAAAUCAAUAAAAUGUUAAUUACUAACCACAGGCAUUUGGGGUUAAUCCAAACAUGGAAAGAAUGUUGAUCUUAAUAAAUUGAUUUAAGGAAUCUGUUCAUUUGAUUCCUCCUUAUCCUUUAUUUAUAAAUUGACGAAAUGCAUUUACAAUAAUUCACUAAAUUAAGAAACUAAUAUAGCCAUACUCAGAGACUGCCUCUAAUUACCAUAUUAAUUAAUAAACACUACCUACGAUCCCUUUGUCUAGACUUUACCAAAGGAAGAUGAGUUUGUCGAUGCUGAGAGAUUUCAAUAAGUGGAAAGCGACAUUAAUGAUAUUUUAGACCUCUAAGAACAGGACUUGACGAAAAUAAAUGAACGAUUGGGUGAGGAGGAUCAACCAAAAGAGCUAGGUAACAUAAAUGAAAAAAUGAAAUAAAAUUAUAUCAAUAAAAUGAAGAAAGUGAAUUAAAUGAUUGAUUAACUGAAAGAGAAGAAACAAGUAUUAGAAUAGAUUUAGUAACAAAAUGAAGUGAAUGAUGAUCCUAGAUAUACCUUAGUGUUCCCAACUGAAUAUAUCAAUGUUUUAUAGGACUACAAUUAGUUACAAAGGAAUGUGAAGUAGAGUGAGGCAAUUCCUGAUCUAAAAUAAGUUAAGGAGUAGACAAAAAACUUAAUUGAUUAAGAAUUUUAUUUUAUUUAAUGA